Messenger RNA from Darwinula stevensoni, 2343 nucleotides. The record is from the annotation of a GenBank genome assembly. NCBI's taxonomy places the organism in Eukaryota, Metazoa, Arthropoda, Ostracoda, Podocopida, Darwinulidae.
AUGGCAGGUCAGAAGUUUGAGUAUGAUGAAAAGGGUUCCACAUUCCUGUAUUUUCUGCUGUCCUUUUUGGGCCUUUGUCUUCUCCCUGCAACUUAUUAUUUAUGGCCAACAAGUUCACGAGAUGAAGAACCAGAACGCUUUAAAAAGUCUUGCUCCUGUGAAAAUUGUCAAGUGAAGAAGUCUCGUCUAAAGAGGAAAGAUCCUUGGAAGAAGACUAAAGAUCGCAUGCAGAAACUUCUUCUUAUAUCUGGAUGGGCUUUCUUGGCAUUUCUUGCCUACAAAGUCAGCCAGUUUGACUAUGAGUAUGCUAACUUUGAUCCCUAUGAGAUACUUGGAGUUGAUCUAGGUGCGUCAAAUCGGGAGAUCAAGCGUGCAUAUCACAAGCAGUCAUUGAAGUUUCAUCCAGACAAAGAAACAGGUGAUGAAAAAAUAUUUAUGAAGUUGACUAAGGCAUAUGAGGCCCUAACUGAUGAGACUGCAAAACGCAAUUGGGAAUUGUAUGGCAAUCCAGAUGGGCCAGGAGCUAUGACUUUUGGGAUUGCUCUCCCUUCAUGGAUUGUGGAAAAGGAGAAUUCCAUAUGGGUUCUUGGCUUGUACACAUUGGUUUUCAUGUUUGGUCUUCCCAUCAUUGUGGGCACUUGGUGGUAUCGCUCAAUCCAGUACUCCAGUGAAUCAGUACUCUUGGACACUACACAACUUUAUUAUUACUUCUUCCACAAGACCCCCAGCAUGAACUUGCACAGAGUGCUGAUGGUGCUAGCUGCUUCCAUGGAGUUUGAACCUAAUCAUAACAAAGACAUCAAGCCGCGUCCAUCUGAUAAUGAAGAAGUUCCUGGUCUAAUAAAGCAGUUCACAAACUUGGGAGAGAAGAAUAAGGAGAGACCUCUGUGCUUCGGCUAUUCUGUGAAAGCAAGAGCACUAUUACAUGCUCAUCUUUCACGUCUUUCUCUGCCUCAAAAAACUUUGGAUAUUGACAGGGCAUAUAUUGUGAAGAAGUGCCCUGAUCUCAUUCAGGAGAUGGUGGUGUGUGUGUCACAGCUGAUGAUGCUUGCCCAUGCUGGCAGACUACCUAUGUCCCGACUGCCCAGCUUGGAAACCAUUGAGAAUGUGAUGAAACUCAGUCCAAUGAUUGUCCAAGGCCUUUGGAAUAACAAGAGCCCAUUGCUCCAAUUGCCUCAUAUCUCUGAUGACUUCAAACAUUUUGUCACUCGCAAGAAGGUUAUCAAAACCAUAAAGCAAUUUGCUCAGCUUCCACCUGCUGAGCGACGGAGCAUUCUUCGAUCUCUGUCUCCAGAAGAGUAUUCCAAUGUUAUGGCUGUGAUUUCUCAAAUGCCACUCAUUGAAAUGGAUGUUCGUUCAGAAGUGUUAGAUGAUGAGGAAACAGGAAAGAUCACAGCCUCAGCUAUUGUGACUGUGACUGUGAAACUGACCAGGCGCAGCAUGGAAGAUCUCAUUACAGAAUCUGACAGCAAUGAGCAAUCUCACUCUGCUGGCACAGCAAUAGCAACUAAGGAUAAUGGGAAGGAAGAUGAAACCCAAUCUGAUAUUGAGAAGUCCAAGAAACCAGCAUGGGUGAAAGGAGGAGGAAAGAAAAAAGGCAAGAAUGCAAAGAAAGGGUCAAAAAAGGCAGGCCAACAACAGCCACAAAGCAAAAAGAAAAAUCCCCCCAAGGCUGCAGGAAAAGGGAAUACUUCAUCAUUGCAACCUGUAGGCACUGGUGAUCAUUCCAGUUCACUGCAAGAGCAUAAGAAAGAGGAAUCAGAGGAAGAAAGCUCUGGUUCUCAUGACACAGACUCUGGUUCUGAUGAUGAUGAUGAUCAGCAUGGGACUGACACCAGAGGAACACAGGGAUCAACUGCAGAGGUGGAUGAUGAAGAUGAAGAAGCUGAAUGGGAAAAGUUUCAAAAUCGAAUUGCAAAGAAACAGAAGAUGAAGUUGCUGGAGGGAAAAACUCGCAUUUCUCAUCCAGUUCACUGUCCAUUCUUUCCAGAAGAGAAGCAAGAGUUCUGGUGGCUGUAUAUCAGUGAUAGGAAGAAUCGUUCAUUGAUAACAUCUCCAUAUCAUGUGACAACUCUGAUGGACCAGGAGGAGAUUCCACUUAAAUUCUCUGCUCCUUCAAAGCCAGGAAUCUAUAAUUACAACUUGGUUUUACGUUCUGAUUCCUACCUUGAUUGUGACAUGUUUCAUAGUAUAAAGCUGGAUGUCAAGGAAGCAGUGGAGAUUCCCACUGAACAUCCUCAAUGGGACUUGAGUGAAGAAGAAGAUGAGGAAGAGAAUGAAGGUUCAGCAAUAUCUGAUUACACAACAGAUGAUGAUAUUGAUCUGUCUGAAGAUUCUGAUUGA